CAUUAUUGUUCAUUCAACACAUAUGACGUGUUUUUAGUGUUUUUUUAUUUUAUCAAUUUCUGUAUUUUAAUUGAUUUUAAUCAACUGAAUUGAAAUUUUAAUCAAUAAAUACAUUUCGAUUCAAGGAGAGGCAGAAAUCUUCAAUAUGGUUUACGUUACAGGAGAUGGGACUAUUGUGGAGAAGAGUCCUUUCAGUUUCAUGGGCUGGUUCUGGGCCUUGCUGAACUUCUUCUCAUUGUUGUUCCACACCCUGAUAGAUUCUAACUAUAAUAAACAUGGCAAAAAAUACACAAGGGAUUUCAGACCACCAGGAAGUGGGCCUCCUAAACCACCAACCAAAAAGUUUGGGGGCUUUGGUCCAUCUGGCUCUGGGCCCUCACCACCACCUAUGGGAGGCUGCGGCUGUGGUGGAUAAUGGAUGUCUUCAAAGCUGUCAUAACAUUUCAAUAUUAACAAUACCUUAAAAAAACUAAUAUUGUUUUAUGUAUCUCAAUGUAUGAAAAAAACAACAUUUUUUACCUAUCUUUAUUUAAACCUUUGAAUUAUAUAAAAUUUUAAACAGCAAAAUAAAGAAAAAAAUAUAUUAUUAUAAUAUGACGUAUUGGAGGCUGAUUACGUCAAUUUAACGAAAUAAAUACUUAAGGAGUUCGCCUUUUAAUAAUUAACUUAAUGAUUAACUAUUAUCGUUUCGUUGUUCUAUAAAAACAUUCUGGGCAGAUAAACAAAAAUUGACAUCCACCUAAUUAUUAUUUUUGAAAAUUACUCUGAAAACAAAAUGUGUAAACAUAUCUAUUAUAUACACUAAGUUAAUAUUCGGAAUACGACAAAUUGCGGCCAUGUCAUAGAUUUAAACAUUUACAUUUAAAGUUGUCAUUAAAAAGGAAUGAAGGUAUAUGUAA
Messenger RNA from Bombyx mandarina (wild silkworm), 899 nucleotides. RefSeq lists its product as uncharacterized. NCBI's taxonomy places the organism in Eukaryota, Metazoa, Arthropoda, Insecta, Lepidoptera, Bombycidae. The record is from RefSeq and is a predicted model, not a curated record.